UGUUGCGUGUGAAUAGGCAUAAGGAGAGAAAGAAUGGUCUCGCGCUCGUGUCUCGCGCAAUCAUCAGUCCGACAGUCUCGAAUCGGUCUGUAGGCGUCAUCAUGGUGUGUGGGCCGGAGCGUUUUUGAGAGCCGAGCGAGUUUGUUUUGAAUCGAUAAGAAGCGUGAGCAUUUUUGUUCGAACGGUGAUGGUUUCGCGAGGAAAGCCGUGCUCAUCCUACGGUGUCGCUAUGGCGAAAAUCGCUGCCGAUACACGGCCCGCGAUCGCGAAAUAAGUAUUAAAAACGGAACGUUACGAGGGCGCGUACGAUGUCGCGCUCGGAACAAGCUUUCCUCGUACGUCGACUCGUGUGGAUGCGCGAAUGGACCACCGUUUCGCUGUUGAUAUUAUGUGUGAUCCCGUCGAAUCCUACGUGUGCCGACCCGAUCUUGUUCAGUGGCAAGGAUAAUCAGUGUCCUGUUGAGUGCGGCUGUCUUGGGAAUGUGGUCGACUGCGGUAGCUUACAAUUGAUCGGAGCACCCAGCGGUCUACCACCAUGGACAGAGAUCUUAGAACUGAAGGAGAAUAACAUCGCAAAUUUGGAAGCCGAUGCAUUGUUACAAUUAUCUAGGCUCAAAGAAUUAGACCUCAGUGGAAAUAAAUUUGGAGAUAAUUUUACAAUUGUAUUAUCUGAGAAUACACAACUACAGGGACUCAAAAUAAAUAAAAAUCAAUUAACAAGAGUGCCAGAUUUAUAUUUUAUGAGAACAUUGACACAUCUUGCCUUAGCUCAUAACUCGAUUAGUGAUAUAAAUGGGACAGCGCUACUGAGUUUACCCCAUCUUCAGAGCUUGGAUAUUAGUGCAAAUAAUAUUAGUAUCGUUAAGCAUGGAUCUUUUCUUACUCCAAACUCUCUUACACAUUUAAAUUUAAACAUGAAUCAAAUGAAAAUGAUAGAAAAUGGAAGCCUGGAUAACUUGACUUCUUUGGAAGAACUACGUUUGAACAAAAAUCACUUGACACAAUUAAAAGAUCUGUUUACAAAUUUAAAAGCAUUGCGUAUACUAGAAUUAAAUCGAAACGAACUACAAACUAUUCAAGGACUCAGUUUUAAAAAUUUAUAUAAUUUGAAAGAAUUACGCUUGAAAAGAAACAAAAUUGAGACUCUGGAACCUGGCGCAUUCUGGCCACUGAAAACUUUAACGAUUCUGCAACUUGAUUUCAAUUUGCUAAUUACUGUCAGAAAAGGUAGCAUGUUUGGGUUAGAAAGUCUGCAGAAAUUAACGCUCUCACAUAAUCGAAUAAGAACGAUCGAAACACAAGCUUGGGAAAUGUGCAAGGAAAUCGUAGAAUUGGAUCUGUCGCAUAAUGAAAUAGCAUCCAUUGAACAGGGCACCUUCGAGUUUCUAGAAAAACUGGAGAAGCUCAAAAUGGAUCACAACCAAAUUACGGGAAUCUCAGACGGCACCUUCACUGCGACACCAAACUUACAAAUACUGGAACUCAACUUUAACAAAAUAUCCUACAUGAUAGAGGAUACCAACACCGCUUUCGGUUCAUUGGGUCAAUUGUGGAAACUGGGAUUAGCCCAUAACGGAAUAAAGUCGGUGAAUAAGAAAGCGUUUACCGGCUUGAGCAGGGUAACAGAAUUGGAUUUAACUGGGAACGAUGUAACAAGCAUUCAGGAAAAUGCUUUUGCGUCGAUGAUCAGUUUAAGCAAAUUAAGGAUGAACUCGAGAGCCCUGGUCUGCGAUUGCGGUUUACAGUGGUUAAGCAUGUGGUUACAAGAUCACAGAUAUAGUGAAACGGAAGUGUUUUGUGGAUACCCUGAUUGGUUGCAGGAUAUGGCGUUAACGCAACUUCAUCACAAGAAUUUUACCUGUGACGAGUAUACCAAACCGAGAAUAAUCGAGGAACCGAAGAGUCAAAUGGGCAUCAAAGGGGGCAAUGUUUCGUUGGUUUGUCGUGCGACUAGCACGGCGAACGCAUCUCUGCAGUUCACUUGGAAGCAUGACAAUGUGAAUAUGGAUAGCGACAAUUUGAAAAUAGACACAGACUCCAUGGAAAACGGCGGUGUCACAGAGACGUCUUCCAUUUUGCACUUGACUAACGUUUCACAAACGAACGCCGGAAAAUAUCAAUGCAUGGUUACAAACACUUACGGGAUAACAUAUUCUGCGAAAGCAAAACUAAGCAUUUUAACUUACCCAUCCUUCUCAAAAAUUCCACACGACAUUCGUGUAACCGCCGGAAGCACUGCUCGACUAGCGUGUUCCGCGAAAGGGCAACCGUCGCCGCAAAUAGCUUGGCAGAAGGACGGAGGAAACGACUUUCCAGCUGCAAGAGAGAGAAGGAUGCAUAUGAUGCCGACCGAUGAUGUGCUAUUCAUCGUUGACGUGAAAACCGCCGACAGCGGUGUUUAUUCUUGCACCGCGCAAAAUCUCGCCGGCGUCAUCGUCGCUAAUGCCACGCUCACUAUAUUAAAAACCCCGUCGUUUGCGAAGCCGAUGGAGAAUAAGGAAAUAAUAGUUGGCGGCUCGAUCGUGUUGGAGUGCAUGGCGAGUGGCAUGCCCAGACCAAAGCUAUCCUGGCGCAAGAACGGAAAUCCCUUGCAGGCUACAGAACGGCAUUUCUUCACGGCCGAAGAUCAAUUGCUGAUCAUUGUCAACACUAUGGCUAGCGAUGCUGGGAAUUAUGAAUGCGAGAUGAGCAAUUCUUUAGGUAGCGUCGUCGGCGCGUCCCAUUUGACGGUAAAACCUGCUCCUACUUCUAGUCCUGCCGCGGUGAACGAAGACGAUAUGCUGGGAUUAAUAAUAAUUACCGUAGUAUGUUGCGCCGUUGGCACGUCCAUUGUAUGGGUAGUUAUAAUCUACCAAACUAGACGACGCCUGAACGCUGUUGCGCAAGGUGGAAACGCACAACCGUCGACGGCCCAAGUGGUCGCCGCUGCAGCACCAGACACACAGACACAUUUAUACCUAGAGACGAGCUCGCAGCACAGCAAAGAUAGUGGUAUGGGUGACAGUACCAAUCCUAGUAGCGAUCAGUUACAAUUGUGCUUGCCUGGGGAGGUCGUAACGUGUUCCGUGCACAAUGAGGAAGAAACGGCAGCGGCGAACAGUGGCGCUCCGUUGUUGCGGUACACGAACCAUGAGCGGCAUGAUACCAAGAGCGACGAUUGUGCGGUGUAAACGCAGCGGCAUCUGCGAUUGUGCGCGAAUCGGUUCGAUUCCAUCGGGUUUUUUGUACGAGUGGACACGACUUGUUUCGAAACGUUCGAGUGAAAAAAAAACAAAAGGACGACUUUUACGAACGUACGCAGUGACUAAUCAGGAAAACAUGAGGAUUCGCUACGAACGAUUCAUCCCGCGAGUAUGCGGAAGAAGAUGAGUCGUCUGCAACCGAACGAUUUCCCCCGAUCGUAGCAUAAUAUAGUAUUUAUUAUCACACUUACGAUACAUUAAUCGCGUACCGCACGGAUAUUGGUAAGUACAAGUGAUAAGGGAAACGGACACGUGUCAUUGUCGUAUUUAUUGCCGCAAUGAGUGUCGCGAGUGCGCAACGCGUCGGAGUAAAAUUCAGAGUACUGUUUCCCUGUCAAGCACCGUCGAUGGAAUCGAUGCGAUGCGCAAAUCUAAACAAGGGGUAGGGGACUGGAAGUUUUUUUAUAUCUUUUUCACAUACGUAGAACAGACUAAUUCUCCAGCUGCAUAUGACUGGACGAAAUAAUGAACUAAACGUUUCUUUUUUUUUUGUACGUAAUGUGUGCAUUUCUUUGUUACGCGAACGGAGAUCGACCGAUCGUCCAAGUCCUAAGCAUUCCCUAACGAUCUUCGCUUCAGCAUCGCGUCGUUCAAGCAAGUUCGUUGUUUUACCAUCGGCUGUGCUUGACAGAGCAACGGCUACGAAUAGUUUGUAAAUACGUAGGAUAAGGAUUCGUUGUAAUACGUUUUAUCAUCUGGAGAACAAGAGUAACCGAGUACGAUAUAGCAAACGGGGUUAAGUCGUAAGCCGUGUGAGAGCCGCUUAUUGGAGCCACUUAUUGUUAUAGACCAGUCCUUUGUGAUAGAUAUUUAUUUUAGAUUUACGUGAGACUAUUACAUGGUUAUAUUUAUAACGCCCGAACAAUGUGACUUUGUCUAUGAAAAAAAAAAGAAAAAAUAAUGAAGAAGCAGGAGGAAGAAAACGAAAGAAGGAAAAAGAGAAAUACGCGUAUACGCAGGCCCCUCGUACACACUAAAUAUUAUUGUACAUUUUUAUUGAAAACGUAAAUACGUAUGUGUACAUGUAUAUGUAUGUACACGUAUGUAUGUAUGUAUAUGUACACGUACGUAUGUAUUCGCACCAAAGUGCUCGUAAUAGACGCGACGCGAUGUUAGUCUUCCCCUUUAUUUUUUACUCUAGUACCCGGGUCAUUAAUGCCAUUUCAAAUGAGUGCGCCGGAAUAGUUUUUAUUCGUCGCAGACGAUUGCUCAUUUUCACCGAUAGGUAUCGACGCCUGCCUACAUUCGUGUACGCGCCUAAUAUUAUUAUUAUCAUCAGCUUUCAUCAACGAUUUUACCUUUAGUAUUAUAUUAACUAAAGUUUUGUAAGCAUGUCGCGCUCGAUUUCAUAGCGAUGUAGCGUAUCCGCACUUCGGUUCGUUCGCGAGACGUUCACCGACCGAGUAACGCGCAGGAGCGUUUCGAAAAAAUUCAAAUCUCAUUCUUCCAACCAGCAAUAAAAAAAAGUCGUUGUGCCAGA
Messenger RNA from Megalopta genalis, 4722 nucleotides. RefSeq lists its product as uncharacterized. NCBI's taxonomy places the organism in Eukaryota, Metazoa, Arthropoda, Insecta, Hymenoptera, Halictidae. Gene Ontology annotation, molecular function: protein binding. The record is from RefSeq and is a predicted model, not a curated record.